GCAGCAGGCGCCGAGGCAGGGGCCGCCCAUGAGCGAGUUGGACCGCGUGCUCCAGGCGUACCCGGACGUUUCGGGCGCGCUCGACCGCGACGCCCACGCGAAGCUCAGGGAGGUGGACCCAGCUCGCGCUGCUGAGCUCAUCCAGGACAUCGCUGCGAAGGGCGACGUCAACAACCCUUCCGCGUUCGUCGUCAAGGCGCUGGCCACCCGCCCGCACCUGCGCGCCACCGCCCCGGCGGCGCCGCCCGUGCCGCUGUGGGAGCAGCUGCUCUCGAGGCAUCCCCACCUGAUGCUGGACUCCGCGGCGCUGCAGAUGCUCUCCUCCGUGGAGCCCGCUAGGGCCAUGGAGAUCGUGCAAGACCUCGUGCUGAAGCCGGACGUGCGGAAUCCCUCCGCCUUCGUCUCCAAGGCC
Molecule: messenger RNA, 412 nt
Organism: Prorocentrum cordatum
Lineage: Eukaryota; Dinophyceae; Prorocentrales; Prorocentraceae
Source: the annotation of a GenBank genome assembly